Amphimedon queenslandica is the source of this 2902-nucleotide messenger RNA. RefSeq lists its product as uncharacterized. The coding region runs from base 128 to 2668 and encodes 846 amino acids. Gene Ontology annotation, molecular function: actin binding. Gene Ontology annotation, biological process: regulation of cell adhesion; actomyosin structure organization; regulation of signaling. Lineage: Eukaryota; Metazoa; Porifera; Demospongiae; Haplosclerida; Niphatidae. The record is from RefSeq and is a predicted model, not a curated record. The transcript has 14 exons.
CCUGUGGGUGACUGUACUCGUGAAUACACUCCACCUUCAAAGCUUUUAGCAUCCUGUGUCCCUCUGCAAAGACAGAAAGAGAGCUUAGGAAAAAAAAGAAGAGAAAAGAUUGUCGAGGGUUUUUAAGAUGGAAGAAAAGUCCGGGGUAGAGAUGCAAGCUGCUGUGAGCGAAGCAAAAGCAUGGAUCGAGGCUGUUACUGGGAAAACACUGAGAGGAGAGUUUAGAGAGUCGCUGGAAGACGGUGUGGUGCUCUGCGAGCUAAUAAAUACACUGAAUCCUGGCUGCAUUCGUAAAAUAAACAUGAAGAAUAUAGCCAUCGCUCACUUGGACAAUUUGAAACAGUUUUUGACUGGUUGUGAAGCACUUGGGCUCAAAGACAGUCAGCUUUUUGACUUGACUGACUUGCAAGCUCCUGGUACCCUGAGAAUGAAAUCAGGAGGAGUGAAGCAUACAACGGCUGAAAGAAGGCUAAGAAAUGUGGUUAUAACUUUGUACUGGCUAGGGAGGAAAAUAUUCUUAUCUCAAAGCUACCACGGGCCACAGCUGAACCUCGAUGCAUUCAAAGAGAUUCUUGAUAUACCAAGUCAGAAUUAUUACCUGAAGGGAUAUGACGAUAAUCCCAGCCCGGUUGCUCCAAGGGCUAGCAGUAUAUCUAAACAACCAGUAGCAACAAAGCCUCCUCCACAGGCACUCCCAGCCACCAGCAAUCAUACCCCAGCAGCUAAACCAAUACCACCCCCUACCAUUAAUCCACCAGUCAAGGCUAAACCUCUGGAAAAUGGAGGAGAGGACAGAGAGCUAUCAGCUGAUGAGUUGCUGGCCAAUAUACAGUCGGUUGUUGAUGAGUUGCAUCUCGACUAUUCAUCGAGCAAUGGUGGCUCUCCUGAGCAAUUCCACAGAGGCCAGCCAACAACAACACACUCAACCCCGUCUCCAUUGCUAUCAACUCCUCCACUAAUAUCUGGCUCACCCAUCACUGAUAACAUUAGCUUCAAUGCCACCAUUAGGACCAACAAAGGAGGGAGCUUUGGACUACAGAUUAUUGGAGGGGCAGACACUUCUGUGCCUGCUCAGAUAGAACUAUUGCUACCAGGUGGUCCUGCUGAAUCCAGUGGCCUCAGACCAGGAGAUCUCAUAGUAUCGAUUAAUAAUCAAGACGUAUCGGGACACAACCACUUUGAUCUCAUCUCCCUCAUCAAACAGAGCUCUGCCAAUGGUAGCGUUGUCAUGGGAGUUGUCAGGAGACCUCCUUCAGCUGAUGAAGGAGACGAGAAUGUGCCACAAAACUUUUCAAGAACCGAGUCUCAGAUUAUAUGGGAGGAGGAGCAUGAGGAGAGAGAGAGGCAGCGUAAAGAGGUUGCACUGCUUUACAAGCAGGACAACAGGAAUAUUAAAAAAGAGGAAAAGGAGGAAGAGGAGGAGGAGGAGGAAGACUGGGAGGGUAUGUUGGAUGAACAGCUCCAGUGGCAGAACUCGGAAUCAACGAAACCACUCGAAGAUCUUCAGCAAAAGCUUGACUCGCUCCGACACUUGGCAGAGCGGAAACCUCCGUCAGUUGGUAUCUCAGCAAUGAGUACCAUAGAGCCAGCAAAGGAAGAACAAAAAGAAGAGAUAAUGGGAGCAGCUGAGAAGGAAGAACCAAAGAUUGAUGAGAGAGUAGAGGAGGUGAUUGAAGAUGGUGCUACUCCUGUGGCAUCUGAUGAUGAAGAAGUUGAUUUGGUUGAGAAUGUGAGAGGAGAAGGAGAAGGAAGAGAGGCUGACCCUGUGGUUACCAUACCUCGUGAGAUCACUCCGCCUAACGUUGGGCCCGAGGAAGAUCCUUUUGCACCACUCACAAAAUCCUCAAGCGACCAAUCAGAAUUGUUACAAGAGGUGCUCUCGGCUAGAACGAGUCUAACAAACGGAAUGGGGACAGAAAAAAUGACGACAGUGAGUAGUAAGCAGAUGUUUAAUAACAGCGGGACAUGGUCCUCAACUUCGACUGAGAACCAAUCAAGAUUACGUCAAUUUAGUACGCCCAAUGCAAGAGUCAUUUCACUUGAUUUCAGCGGAGAAGAAACCACAGAGGAUGUACAAGGAGGAUGGAAAGUUAAGGCAGUCCAGAAGACAAGGUGGACUCCAGAAAUGAAAGAUAACAGGAAAGUGACGCCAGUUCGAAGCCAAUCACUUGCUAUGCCGAGAGUCACGCCCCAAACCACGCCCCAAAGCACAAGCUACUAUACGCCUAAUCAAUCAAUGCCAAGGACGACGGACAAGAGAAUGAACUCAUUUUCAAGGGGAGUGGCAGGGGGAGGAGCAAGAGGAGCAUACGAGAAGCAUGAGGUAGUAGUUACUGAUUUGAGGGGUCGGUCUUCAAGUUAUGGAGCACCAGAAGAACAUAAGAUGCAGCACUUUCAAGCUCGUCCCAGUAGUGGUCAGGUUCACAGUGUCACUAAUAGCAAAAGACCACCAAACUGCACUCACUGCAGGAGUCCCAUUACUAGUGGACCAAUGAUGUCCAUUCCAGCAAGAAAGAUUCACUUUCACUCAAAAUGUCUCAUUUGCGUCGUCUGUCGAUCUCGUCUCACUCUGGGCCAUGGACGAACAACAGUGUUUCUCCGACACUCCCUCCCUCACUGUGCCUCCUGCUAUUCUACUGAUAAUGGUAUUAAAGCUACAACAUGCUAAAUUACAGAUCCACUUACAAAUAAAGAAAUUUAUUUCUUCAAAAAUGAAUGAUUUCUCUAUAUUUCUAACACUUUCACACUAAUUCUUAACCCUGAUGCAAUUGCCAAUACUUAUUAUAAGUAACAAUUAAUAAUUAUUAUUACUUUAUACUUAUUUAAUAUUACUUUGUGUUUUGUAUGAAUGCUAUUAGUGGUUUCAUUAAUUAACUGCAAAAAUAUCAUUCUAUACUAAAAA